AUGUCGCGCCCCCUCGACUUCUACGACCGCGUCGCCAUCGCCACCAUCGUCGUCUUCUCCCUGUACCUCAUCGGCGGCGUGUGGCUCUGCGUCAAGCACGGCUUCCACAAGUCGUCGGGCUGGCGCUUCCUCAUCAUCCUCGCCCUCGCCCGGCUCAUCGGCUCGAGCCUGCGCCUCGCGACCAUCAACGACCCGACCAACGACAGCCUCUACGUCGGGUGGUUGGUGCUCAACGGGCUGGGGUUCGGCCCGCUCGUCGCCAUGCUGAUGGGCCUGUUGACGCGCGUCUUCGAGGGCAUCUCCGAGACCCGUAGCGGCGGCGGGUUUGUCUUCCGGGUGGCGUACCAAAAGCCCGUCGAGCUGCUCAUGCUGACGGGCCUGAUCCUCGUCAUCGUCGGCGGCACGCAGUCGACCUUUUCCACCGUCGGCGAAGCGCCCAAGGUCGACUACGCGGCGCUGACGGUCGCGGGCAUCGCCAUCUUCGUCGCCGUCACGGGCAUCCUGCUGCUCGAAGAGGCCCUCGCGGCGGCGAGCUGGGCGUGCGUGCCGCGCGGGGAGCGCCGCAUCGUUGCCACCGUGGGUGCGACGCUGCCGUUCGUCGUCGUGCGCCUCGUGUACGCGUGCCUCGAGGUCUUUGGCGACGUGACGCCCACGCGCGGCAUGUACGUCGGCAUGUUUGUCGUCAUGGAGAUGGUCGUCGUCUUGAUGUGCGAGGUGCUGGGCUUCACGCUCGGUAAGCGCCCGCCGUCUACGCAGGGAAGCCGGUGGCCGCGCGGGAUGUCUAGCCUGGGCCGGCCAGAUAUGGAGCACCAUCGGGAGGGGCAGGUGCGUGACGAGCCGCGGAAGCUGUUUUCGCGGUUCUGA
Molecule: messenger RNA, 864 nt
Organism: Purpureocillium takamizusanense
Lineage: Eukaryota; Fungi; Ascomycota; Sordariomycetes; Hypocreales; Ophiocordycipitaceae
Exons: 1
Coding region: 1-864 (287 amino acids)
Source: RefSeq, a predicted model, not a curated record